Molecule: messenger RNA, 1019 nt
Organism: Guillardia theta CCMP2712
Lineage: Eukaryota; Cryptophyceae; Pyrenomonadales; Geminigeraceae
Exons: 10
Source: RefSeq, a predicted model, not a curated record
AUGGGAGGAGUUACCAGCUCUUGCUCGGAAACGGCCUGCUCGGAGUGCCGCAAGGACAGAGUCCCCAUGGACAGAAUCGUGAUCAAGAGGAUGAAGGAUCAGCCGCCUGGCUUGGUAUCGAUCCAAUUGGCAGAUCACAAGGAGGAGAGAAAGAAGGUCGACAAGAUGCGCGACGCUCUCACGAGCAAGGACAGGAGAGACGCUCUGUUGGCGGUCAUGGAGCCCAUGGCGCACAAGGAAAUCUUUGCUAUGAACAAGAACGAGUCGCCGAUGGCGCUGAUUGACCUGGAGCUCGAGGGACUUGUCACAUCCUUUGAGCCGUUUGAUUGCUUUGCGAGGUAUGCAGUGCUGCUGCUGCUGGUGGUGGUGGCGCUGAUGAUGGUGAUGGUGAUGGUGAUGGUGAUGGCGAUGGUGAUGGCGAUGGUGAUGGUGAUAUGUAAGAUUCGUUCGGUCAAUCAACUCUUUAUGUCGCUCUUCCGCCUCGACCAGACCAGCAGCAUCCCGACCAAGUUGACGAUCGGCGAGUUCUUCGGCCCAGCCACCAGCAUCCUCGACGUCUCGCGCAUGUGCAUGGCGUGCGAUCAGGGCAAGCAGCUGCGCGACGUCUCCCUUAUCCUCUACGACAGUCAGUCCAGGGGGAUCUCGGUCAAGCUAGACGCCAAGCCCAUCAGGCGUCUCAGCGGGGAGUUUUUCCUCUGCAUCAUCAAGUUUGAGUUCAUCGCCGUUGCUACCUACGAGUUCAUCAAGUACAGCGUCUCCCGCAACAGCUUUGCAAAGGCAGAUCCGAAGCUCACGACUGAGGAAGCACAAGAGUACGCGAAGACGGAGCAGCAGCAGGCGGCGCUGAUGAGGAGGAGAAUUCAGUUCCAGCGCUCCAUCGUGCGGGAGAGCCACGAGCAGAGGACGCGGGACCCCUUGACCAACCUUGAGGCUCAGCAGUACCGGACCACCAACAAAGCGUUUUGCUCCAGCGCCGUCCCUCAAACCCAGAUCAUUCGACAUCAGUUGGAUAUCAACAG